UGUUGCCGGGCUGAGAGCCGGGCUGAGGGGGCAGGAUGGACGCAGAUAGCCGCAAACUGCUGGGUGAGCAGCUGCCCUGCAACUACGGCUCCCUCCCGGCCCGCCAGUCCCAGCCGCGCAUGGAGAUAAUCGGCUACCGGAAAGUAACAUGGCAGACAGUCGCUUGUUACACGCUGUGCGUCCUGACCCUGGGCGUCCUGCUCGUCGUCUUCCACUGGCGCCCGCGGCUCUACAUCCUGAUGACCUGCCGAAGAUGCCCUUUGGCUGAGGCUGACUGGGUGGCGAUUAAGGAUGCGUUCAGACAAACGGCCAUUGCCCGGGUACAGACCGAGGACGGCGUGGAUGCCAGCCUGGAGCGCGAUGCCAUCGGGCGCCUGGGCACGGCGGGGAACGGCAGUGUGGUGAUCGGGGUCGCCGAUGAGGAUGACUUUAAGGACACGAUCCAGUUACACAACAAGGAAGAGACUGCCACGCUCCGAUACUUUGUGUUUGAAGGAACGCGCUACAUCUGGAGUCACGCUUCACACGGAUUCAUCCAGGUCUGUUCGUUAUCUGAUGGUCUGACUUGUGGGGAUUUGCGGAGAUCCCAAUCCGGGCUGAGCCAGACGGAUCACAGUAUGAGAAAGCAAAUUUAUGGCCCCAACGAGAUCAACGUUCCAGUGAAAUCUUACGGGAGGCUGUUAAUUGAUGAGGUGCUGAAUCCCUUCUACAUAUUCCAGGUGUUCAGUGUCAUCCUUUGGAUGUGUGACUAUUACUAUUAUUACGCCGGCUGUAUCAUCUUCAUCGCCGUUGUGUCUAUCGGGGUCUCUCUGUACGAGACCAGGAAGCAAAGCGUGACCCUGCGCAACAUGGUUAAAGUGUCUGUGAGUCUGAAAGUGAGACGUGUAACUGGAGAGGAGGUUUUUGUGAGCUCGGAGGAUCUGGUUCCCGGGGACUGUAUCCUCCUGCCUCCCGAAGGCUUGUUGCUACCGUGUGACGCUGUCCUGCUGUCCGGGGAAUGCAUGGUCAACGAGAGUCUGCUGACAGGUGAGAGUGUUCCUGAAAUGAAGACUCCGUUACCUGACAGCCCCCUGUCAGCCAGCGCAGUGUAUUCUCCGGAGGAUCACAGGCGGCACACGCUUUUCUGCGGGACACAAGUCAUCCAGGCCAAGAGCUACCUGGAGAGAGACGUGAUGGCCGUGGUGACCAAAACAGGUUUCUGCACCCUCAAAGGGAAUCUCGUCAGCUCCAUCCUGCACCCCAAACCCAUCAAGUUCAAGUUCUACAGGGACUCGUUCCUGUUUGUGCUGGUCCUGGCUGUUUUUGCCAUAAUUGGGAACAUUUACAGCAUUGUGAUUCUACUUCGAAACAAAGUUGGCUUGUCGAAUUUGGUCAUUCGCACGCUCGAUAUUAUCACCAUUGUGGUCCCUCCAGCACUGCCGGCUGCCAUGACGGUGGGCACAAUCUACGCUCAGAGUCGUCUCAAGAAAAAGGGGAUCUUUUGUAUAAGCCCUCCGCGUAUCAACGUUUGCGGCAAGGUCAAGAUGGUUUGCUUUGAUAAGACAGGCACCCUGACCGAAGAAGGCCUCGACGUCUGGGGGGUGGUCCCCCUGGAGAACACUCAUUUCAUGCCCAUUACACACGAGCCCCGGUGUCUGCCCGACGGGCCUUUGCUGUAUUCGCUGGCCUCCUGCCACUCGGUCACUCUGCUGAAAGAAAGUCUCAUUGGAGAUCUCAUGGACCUAAAGAUGAUGGAUUCCACAGGUUGGACCCUGACAGAUGGAGACACGGAAGAGGCAACUGGACUUUUUGGGACCAAAGUUUUAUCGGUGAUCAAACCCCCCAUACUGGAAGAGCAGCCCUAUGGACCGAAACACCAUCUCUCGGUGGGCGUCUUACAGAGAUUCCCGUUCUCCUCCGCCCUGCAGAGAAUGAGCGUCAUCUCCAAACUGCCGGGAGAUGCCCCCUGUGAUCUCUACAUGAAGGGGGCGCCGGAGAUGGUGGCCAGCCUGUGCAGGAACGAGACAGUGCCUCUGGAUUUCUCUGCCAUGUUGCGCCAGUACACUCAGGACGGUUACCGCGUGCUGGCCUUUGCCUAUAAAACCCUCAGCGCUGUCAAAAACUUUGAAGAGGCUCAGGCCAUAUCCCGAGAAUCGGCAGAACGUGAUCUCGUCUUUUUGGGAUUUCUGGUCAUGAAGAACGUUCUAAAACCAGAGACGUCGCCCGUCAUCUACGAACUGCGAAAAGCCAACAUCCGGACUGUCAUGGUGACAGGAGAUAACAUGCUGACCGCUGUAAAUGUCGCAAAGAGCUGCCACAUGGUGGAGCCCACGGAGAAAGUGUUCUUUGUGACCGCGUCCCCUCCUUGCUACAAUAACGCGGCCACCUUGAAAUUCAUCCCGGCUGACCCAUCGCCCGUAGAGGAUUCGCGAGAGGGUCUGUACCAGCUUGGAGGGACCUUCCUCAGUAAAGACCCCUAUUGCUUUGCGAUGAACGGCAAAUCCUUUGCUGCGUUGAUGGAUUAUUUUCCGGAUUUAGUCCCCCAAAUCCUUGUCCGCGCCGCCAUAUUUGCCCGAAUGUCUCCGGAUCAGAAAACGCAGCUUGUGCGCGGCUUCCAGGAGCUGAAUUACUGCGUCGCGAUGUGUGGGGACGGAGCCAAUGACUGCGGAGCCCUGAAAGCCGCCGACGCUGGGAUCUCGCUGUCCGACGCUGAAGCGUCCGUCGCAUCUCCUUUCACCUCCAAGCUCAGUAACAUCGAGUGUGUGCCCGCGGUUAUCCGGGAAGGACGCUGUUCCCUGGAGACCUCUUUCGGGUUGUUCAAAUACAUGGCGCUGUAUAGCCUCACCCAGUUUAUCACCGUGCUGAUCCUAUACACGGUAAACACCAAUCUCGGGGACUUCCAGUUCCUCUUCAUAGACCUGGUGAUCACUACGUCUGUGGCCGUCCUAAUGGGGAAGACCGGUCCGGCCGAAGAGCUGGGCAUUAGAAGUCCUAUGGGGACCCUGAUUAGCAUCCCGGUGCUGGGGAGUCUGAUCCUGCAGUUCCUGCUCAUCCUCAUUAUCCAGCUUCUGUCCGUUUUCUUCGUGCAGUCGCAGAGCUGGUUUGUCUCAGUGAAUUCCACCGAUACGGCUCGCCUCCACCUGCCAAACUAUGAGGACACCACGCUGUUCUGUGUGUCCGCCUUCCAGUAUCUGAUCCUGGCUGUCGUCCUGUCCAAGGGUUACCCCUUCCGAAAACCUCUGUACACCAACGUCCUCUUCCUGCUGCUGCUGACCUCGCUGCUUGGGCUGGUGCUCUGGAUCACCAUCUACCCCCUCGGUUUCAUGAGGUAUUUGCUGCAGCUGAAAGACAUAAACGACUUUAACUUCAAGUUCGUGCUCAUCGGACUGGCGGCUGUGAAUUUUGUAGCCGCCUUCAUAGCGGAGACUGCCUUAGACCACGGAUAUCUUAACUGCCUGCGGCGUCUACGCAAGAAAAAAGAAUCCAAGAAAGCCUAUAAAAGACUGGAGACGCAGCUUCGCGACCCGGGCUCGUGGCCCCCCGUGAAUCAGACUCUGCACCCCGGCUCCGUGCAGCCCUUCCUGGUCAGGUAGCAGGAGCGCGGAGCCGCCGAAUGCCACGUGAAGGGCCACAGGCCUGAAAAACUCUAUGCAAGCGUUAGGCCAGAUCUUUAACACGAACUUCCCAUACGAGGAAACGACUACAGCCGGAGCUCUCCAUUAAAGAGAAUUUAAUAUAUAUAGAAAUAUAAUAUAUUG
Molecule: messenger RNA, 3737 nt
Organism: Spea bombifrons (plains spadefoot toad)
Lineage: Eukaryota; Metazoa; Chordata; Amphibia; Anura; Pelobatidae
Gene: ATP13A2
Product: ATPase cation transporting 13A2
Exons: 29
Coding region: 36-3572 (1178 amino acids)
Biological process (GO): intracellular calcium ion homeostasis; autophagosome-lysosome fusion; regulation of autophagosome size
Cellular component (GO): membrane
Molecular function (GO): ATP binding; ATP hydrolysis activity; P-type ion transporter activity
Source: RefSeq, a predicted model, not a curated record